Rana temporaria (common frog) is the source of this 482-nucleotide messenger RNA. Its product is annotated as cystatin-B-like. Gene Ontology annotation, cellular component: cytosol. Lineage: Eukaryota; Metazoa; Chordata; Amphibia; Anura; Ranidae. The transcript has 3 exons. The coding region runs from base 13 to 366 and encodes 117 amino acids. Gene Ontology annotation, molecular function: cysteine-type endopeptidase inhibitor activity. The record is from RefSeq and is a predicted model, not a curated record.
AACUUUGCAAAAAUGAGCGACAUUGGUGAAAGUGAGCCUAAAUUAUGUGGGGGAUUUACUGACCCCAGGGAACCUGAUUCCGGAGAUCAAACUACACUUGGCAAGGUAAAAGAACAGUAUGUGAAAAAGACCAAGACGAACCCUGGAAAAUUUGUAGCAAUCCUUGUCCGUUCUCAGGUUGUUAACGGCACAAAUUACCUUUUCAAGGUUGACAUUGGAGAAGAAACUUGUAGCCACCUUUUGGUCUACAAACCUCUGCCUUGUAGAAAGCAGGAAACAUGUUUGGUGGCUUUCCAGCUGCAUAAGAAAAUGGAUGAGGAACUGAAGGUUUUCCAUAAGGAAGAUAAGAACGAUACCAGAGAAUGAAGAUGAAGAAUCCUCAUAGGACAAAUAUUGCCUAAUUCACUUUUUAGUUAGUCGUCACAAAAUUCCUAAUUAUAUCACAUGUCAUGGAGAAUAAAGUACACAGCACAUCUCUACAA